This is a messenger RNA of Beauveria bassiana ARSEF 2860, 1008 nucleotides long. Its product is annotated as class III chitinase ChiA2. The record is from RefSeq and is a predicted model, not a curated record. Gene Ontology annotation, cellular component: extracellular region. The transcript has a single exon. Bases 1 to 1008 code for a protein of 335 amino acids. NCBI's taxonomy places the organism in Eukaryota, Fungi, Ascomycota, Sordariomycetes, Hypocreales, Cordycipitaceae. Gene Ontology annotation, molecular function: chitinase activity. Gene Ontology annotation, biological process: carbohydrate metabolic process.
AUGCGUUCAGCUGCUUUCACUACUCUCGCUGCCCUCACUGCUUCCGUUGCUGCAGCACCCCACGCUGUUACAACUCGUGCGGAACCUGGAGCUCAGAACGUCGUCUUUUGGGGCCAGAACGGCGGCGGCGUUGUCGAAAACAACGACCUGGCUACCUACUGCACCAAGUCUACCGGCAUCGACAUUAUUGUACUUUCUUUCCUUUACCAGUGGGGUAACGGCAACAAGAUUGCCGGCGGGACUAUUGGCCAGUCAUGCUCCAUUGACACGUCUGGUAAAGGGCAGAAUUGUGACGAUCUGGCCAAGGCCAUCGAUACCUGCAAGACCAACGGCGUCAAAGUCAUCAUGUCUCUCGGCGGUGCUGCAGGCGCCUACUCGCUUUCCUCCAAAGAAGAGGCCGAGGCCAUUGGGCAGAACCUAUGGGAAGCCUACGGCAACCUCGAUGGCAAAAACGGCAGCGUCCCCCGCCCCUUUGGAAAGACGUUUGUCAACGGCUGGGACUUUGACAUUGAGAGCAACCGCGGAAACAAUUUCUACUCGGACAUGAUUGCCAAGCUGCGCGGAAACUUUGCCUCGGACUCGUCCAACCAGUACUUCAUCACCGGCGCUCCCCAGUGCCCCAUCCCGGAGCCCAACAUGAACGAAAUGAUCACCAAGUCGCAAUUUGACUACCUCUGGGUACAAUUCUACAACAACCCGGGCUGCUCCGUCGACGGCACCAUCAACUAUGACGACUGGAAGAAGAACAUUGCCAAUACGCCCUCGGCCAAGGCCAAGAUCUUUAUCGGUGUCCCUGCCUCGCCACUCGGCGCUACCGGUACGCAGAGCGGCGCAAAGUAUUAUCUCGAGCCUACAAAGCUCGCUUCUCUCGUCGGCCAGCACAAGUCCGACUCGGCCUUUGGCGGCGUCAUGAUGUGGGCUGCGGGCUUCUCUGAUGCCAAUGUCAACAACGGAUGCACUUAUGCGCAAGAGGCCAAACGUAUCCUUGAAACCGGCUCCGCAUGCUAG